Molecule: messenger RNA, 2214 nt
Organism: Cornus florida
Lineage: Eukaryota; Viridiplantae; Streptophyta; Magnoliopsida; Cornales; Cornaceae
Product: glucose-6-phosphate isomerase 1, chloroplastic
Exons: 14
Coding region: 149-2050 (633 amino acids)
Biological process (GO): glucose 6-phosphate metabolic process; glycolytic process; gluconeogenesis
Cellular component (GO): cytosol
Molecular function (GO): monosaccharide binding; glucose-6-phosphate isomerase activity; carbohydrate derivative binding
Source: RefSeq, a predicted model, not a curated record
UACCAACCAAUCAACUUGUCAAGCCCGCACAAACCAUCACCAGGAGAGAAAGCGAGACCUCACUACCUUCCGAAAAUUUCCCCUCCUUUCCCUCCCCUACGGACUAACCAUCUCCCUCCUCGUUUUCAUCGCUCUCUCAUUCUUUCUCAUGGCGUCAAUCUCAGGUCUGUGUUCUUCAUCGUCAACAUUCAAACCAGAAAAAUUCAUCUCCAGAACAACAAAACCGACUUCAUCGCUCUCACUUCGCAAAGAAUUGCUUGCAUUUCCGAAUCGAUCGAAGCUCUCCGAUCGAUGUUGCGAUCGGACUUCGAAUCUUUCAGUUCAUUCCGUCGCUCGGGACAUUCCGGCGAGUCUGUCGAAGACCGACAACGAAAGUCCAUUCAACGAAAAGAAAGGGUUAGAGAAAGACGCCAGAGCGCUGUGGCGAAGAUACGUGGAUUUGUUGUACCAGCACAAGGAUUUAGGGUUGUAUUUGGAUGUGAGUAGGAUAGGAUUUACGGACGAGUUCUUGGAGGAGAUGGAGCCGAGGUUUCAGGCCGCAUUUCGAGCUAUGGAGGAACUCGAGAAAGGCGCGAUUGCGAAUCCUGAUGAGGGGCGAAUGGUCGGUCAUUACUGGCUGAGGAGUCCUCGGCUCGCGCCGAACUCGUUUCUGAGAUUGCAGAUUGAGAACACGCUUGAAGCUGUCUGCAAGUUUGCGGACGAAGUCGUCAACGGUAAGAUUAAGCCACCUUCUUCUCCAGAAGGCCCAGAAGGUCGGUUUACUCAUAUACUCUGUGUUGGGAUUGGAGGUUCUGCUCUUGGACCGCAGUUUGUUGCGGAGGCACUGGCUCCCGAUAAUCCUCCUUUGAAGAUAAGGUUCAUUGACAAUACAGAUCCAGCUGGCAUUGAUCAUCAAAUUGCACAGCUUGGCCUUGAGUUGGCUUCUACUCUUGUAGUAGUGACUUCAAAGAGCGGAGGUACUCCAGAAACUAGAAAUGGUUUAUUGGAAGUACAGAAGGCCUUUCGUGAAGCUGGCCUGGAAUUUGCAAAACAGGGUGUUGCUAUCACACAAGAGAAUUCAUUGUUAGACAAUACUGCCAGAAUUGAGGGUUGGUUAGCUAGAUUUCCUAUGUAUGACUGGGUGGGUGGUAGAACUUCUGAAAUGUCUGCAGUUGGUCUACUUCCAGCAGCACUUCAGGGAAUUGAUAUUAAAGAAAUGCUUGCUGGUGCAUCGUUGAUGGACGAGGCAAAUAGGACCACUGUGAUACGGAAUAACCCUGCAGCAUUGCUAGCUUUGUCCUGGUAUUGGGCUUCUGAUGGAGUAGGAUCCAAGGAUAUGGUUGUCCUUCCUUACAAGGAUAGCCUACUAUUAUUUAGUAGAUAUUUGCAGCAGUUGGUCAUGGAAUCGCUUGGGAAGGAAUUUGACCUUGAUGGUAAUCGGGUGAAUCAAGGUCUCAGUGUAUAUGGAAAUAAAGGGAGCACAGAUCAGCAUGCCUAUAUUCAACAACUGAGAGACGGUGUGCACAAUUUCUUUGUGACGUUCAUUGAAGUGUUACGCGAUAGACCUCCAGGUCAUGAUUGGGAGCUUGAGCCAGGGGUCACAUGUGGGGACUACCUGUUUGGAAUGCUACAGGGAACGAGGGCAGCUCUAUAUGCCAAUGACCGGGAGUCAAUUACAGUCUCCGUGCAGGAAGUCACGCCUAGAUCGGUGGGUGCUAUGGUAGCACUGUAUGAGCGAGCAGUUGGGAUAUAUGCUUCACUAGUCAACAUUAAUGCUUACCACCAACCUGGUGUGGAAGCUGGGAAGAAAGCCGCGGGAGAAGUGUUAGCUCUUCAGAAGCGGGUUCUUUCAGUACUUAAUGAGGCCAGCUGUAAAGAGCCCGUUGAGCCAUUGACACUUGAGGAAGUAGCCGAACGCUGCCAUGCUCCUGAAGAUAUUGAAAUGAUAUACAAGAUUAUCGCACACAUGGCUGCCAAUGAUAGAGCGCUUAUUGCUGAAGGGAGUUCUGGUUCACCUCGGAGCAUAAAAGUUUUCCUCGGGGAGUGUAAUGUCGAUGCAUUGUAUGAAUAAGUUUUAUUUACGAAUCCACUUUUCGAAUUGAAUGUGUGUUUCUGAGUUCAAACAAUGAGGCUCCAAUCAAAUUGGUUUUGACCUUGAACUAAGUUGUUGUUGUUGAGAACCAAAGAGAUUUUAUUGAAAUAAUCAAGAAAUAAAAAGUUGUUUCUCGUGCUCUA